This is a messenger RNA of Aspergillus oryzae RIB40, 684 nucleotides long. RefSeq lists its product as uncharacterized. The transcript has a single exon. Bases 1 to 684 code for a protein of 227 amino acids. The record is from RefSeq and is a predicted model, not a curated record. NCBI's taxonomy places the organism in Eukaryota, Fungi, Ascomycota, Eurotiomycetes, Eurotiales, Aspergillaceae.
AUGAGGGAAUUGCUCUGUCUGGUCUUCCUCGACAUCACCGAGUCUCUUUUUCGAGCUAGGAUUCCUAUCAUCGAGUAUCGUGUGCGGGAUCCGUACCUCAUAAACCACCAUGCGGGCCUGUGUGGAUCGCUCCUACCCAUUCUCUAUCGUGUUUGCCUUCUUGGGGCCGCCAUCAGGAAAGGCUCCCAACACCCUUUCUCUCACAAUUGCUUCGAUAUACUUCGUGAGGAGAUUGUCGCAUGGGCCCCCAGUGUGUCAGCUGCGAUGGCUGGGCGCUUUUCGGAGGAGGAGAUGCUGCUCCUCCUUACACAGGCUAAUCUGCAUCGCAAUGCGGCCCUUCUUAUCUUGCAUCGGCUGCGAUUCCCUUUUGGAGACCACGAUGAUGAUGCCGAGUUUCUUUCUCAAACAAUUAUCAGGGAGAUGCAAUAUUGUCUAGCGAUGACCAAGCAUUAUCCUCAAAUAUAUCAUUGGUCCUGCCCGUUGCUGGAGCUGAGGUCCAGGACUCUGUGGGCCGGGAAAACAUCCUCUCGUCGCUGCAGAGGUAGCAAUGGCUCAAGCUUCUACCCCUUCGUGGCAAAUCUCCGGUUAUUCCUCACUCGCGUCUGGACCAGCCGGGACGAGGGGACUACACGAUAUCUGUUCGACCUAUUCGACGAGGAUGAUAACCUAAGUAUUCCUCUGUGA